AAUUUUGAAAUCAUGUGCCCGGGAGUUAUCGAUGACCCUGACCACAGAUUCGAGUCUCACCCACCACGGAAAAUAAUCAAACAAAAUACAUUUCCUGAUAAACGGCCUUCGCCUCCGUCGAUUUUAGUCCCCAUGACUUGGAAAAGAGCCAAUGUUACACCAGUUUUUAAAGACAAUGCCAAGGAGAAUGUUGAGAACUAUUGAUCCAUCUCCCUACUAUCGAUCUUAGGAAAAUGUCAGGAAAGAAUUGUCCAUCGUGCCAUCUACUCUCAUGUCACACCUUUUCUUACUGAUUGGCAGCAUGGCUUUGUGAAAGGACGUUCCUGUUUAACCCAGCUGGUCCUCAUUAACCAUAUGUGGAGCAAAGCGCAGGAUGAUUGUCUCCAGGUUGAUGCUGUGUUUUUGGACUUCGCUAAGGCGUUCGAUCGCGUGAACCAUAAGAUUCUACUGCAUAAACUGUGUAACUUUGGAAUAGUAGGGUCACUACUAGCCUGGUGUGGUGAUUAUUUAUCGUGUCGUAAGCAGAGAGUUGUUGUGGAUGGCAAAAGUUCUAGCUGGCUGAAUAUCACAUCUGGCGUGCCGCAGGGGUCCAUUUUGGGCCCCUUGUUUUUUGUUAUUUUCAUCAGUGAUUUGUCUGAGGUAGUCCAAGAAGGCUCUGUGGCACUUUAUGCAGAUGACUGCAAGGCGUGUAGGGUGGUAACUUGUCCAAAUGACCUAAUGAUGUUUCGAGACGAUCUAGAUAGUCUGCGCUUGGAGUCAACGGAACAGGAUGACCUUCAAUGUUAAGAAAUGCAAGAUGAUGCGCGUUACCCGGAAGAAACAACCAUUCAGAUCUAGCUUCACCCUAAACGGAUCGGACAUAGAGGAAGUUUAUGAGUUUCGCGACCUAGGUUUGCCUAUGAGCCAUCAUCUUUCCUGAAACUCUCAUGUUGAUGCUAUUACAAAUAAAGCUAAUAGAAUCUUGGGUCUGCUAAGAAGAACCUGUAGAGGUUGGAAGGACACCGAAACCCUGAAGAUGCUGUACUGCACGUUGGUUAGAUAGCAAGGGGAAUAUGGAACAAUUGUGUGGUCACCACAUACCAAGAGAAACUUUGAAAAGUAUGAGCGCAUACAGCGGAGGGGAACAAAAUUUAUUCUAGGAAAAAGGAAUUUUACUUAUGACGAGCGCCUGAAAUGUCUCAAUUUGCUUUCACUUGAAAUGAGAGGUUACCUUUUUGAUGUUACAUUUUUGUACAAGGCUUUAAAUGGAUACUUAAAUGUCCGCUUUUGAAUUUUGAUUCUCGGGACGAUCCGUUCAGAUUUAGACAUGUUGAUGACUAUUCCUUGAAGAUGAAUUUUGUGAGAACGACUAAUUUUAAAUCCAAUUAUUUUAAUAGAAUUGUUGAAAUGUGGAAUUCGAUACCCUUAGAUAUUAGAUUAUCUCCUAGUCUUGCAGUUUUUAAGUCUAGAGUAAGGAGGUUUUUGAGUAAGGAACAUUGACGUUUUUAAUGUUUUUAUUUUUUAUCUAAAAUUUUUCUGUCCGUCAUUAUGUUUGACUUAUUUAGAUUAGCUAAACGGUGAUCUGUCUUGCAUGGACUGUUCCACUCUUUUACAGGUUAUCCUUAUGGCUUUGUUUGUUUGUACAUUUAGAUUUAUUUAUUUGUCAUCAUUGCCAUUAAAUUGUAAUAAAUAAAUGCAUAGGCUCUUGGCGUAUAAAACGAAGUUCAUGCUCGGUAAACGGCCGUGACGGCUACCGGAAAUGCUUCCACAAUAUUCAUGCCCAGGGGCAAUCUCGCGUUAAUAUUUGUAUGCGUUCGGUAACGUUGUUACCUGUCACUAAUUAGUGGACGGAGUAAAAGGGCAAAAUGUCAUAAGUGAGUGUAGUGAUUUAUAUAAUUAAUCAUUAGCCAUCGUACUCCGGAAAUAAAAAUUAAAAACACUUUCGCACAGAGCUGAACCUUGCACGGAGGCGAGUAACUCUCACAACCAAAGUGACGGGUUCACAUGGUUAAUAAACAAUCAAAAGAAAAUAUUUAUAGCGUAACAAUAUAUUCAAAUUUUGUACGUUGCCUCCUGCUGCCUUCUCCUCGUGUUUCGCCGGUUCAAAAAUUGCUCUGCCUUGUAAACUGAAGCAAAUUGUCCCUGUUUCUAAAGCCACGACCCGCUAUCAUGUCUCUCACCGAGGAAAAUUGGCAAACAACACGACCUACAAUCAAAGAAAGAGCCAAGUUUGUUUUCAACAACGAUCGUUUCAGCGAUGUGAAGUUCGUUGUUCGGAAGAUGGAUGGUGAAAGCGAAAAAAAACAAGUGAUUCCCGCUCACAAAUUGGUGCUAUCGAUCAGCAGUCCUGUGUUCGAGGCCAUGUUCUACGGCGAGUUGCCGGAGACUAGAGACUCUAUUGAACUGCCUGAUUGUGACUACGAGAGUCUGUUGGAGUUGUUCCGUUACAUGUACAGCGAUGAAGUGUGUUUGAAUGGUAGCAAUGUUAUGAGAGUAUUGUAUUUAGCGAAGAAAUACAUGAUGCCUUCACUGGCUGAGAGGUGCUCAGAAUAUCUUCAAGAAAACUUGGAUCCAUCCAAUGUUUUUAGUAUCCUUCCAGCCGCACAGAAAUAUCAAGAGAAAGACCUGACGCAACGAUGCUGGAAAGUGAUCGCCGAAAAGACGAGGGAAGCUUUGAAAACGGAUGAUUUUGCGACACUUCAGAGGUCCUUACUUAACGAAGUAAUCAUAAGAGACAAACUGACGAUUGAAGAGAUAGAUCUGUUUAAAGCUGUUGACUUGUGGGCCACAGAGGAAUGUGUGAGGCAAGGUUUAGAGGCAAAUGGUGACACAAAAAGAACAAUUCUUGGAGAAGAAAUUGUCAAAGCCAUCCGCUUCCCAACAAUGAAAGUUGAAGACUUUUCAAGUGCGGUGCUGGACAGUGACAUUUUAACAAAACAAGAAAUUAUCAGUAUCAUCAAGUAUCUUAAUUCAAUCACCAAGUCUGUAGAAGGUUUUUCGACCGUGAAGAGGUUUGGUGAAAUCAAACGUAGCUGCAGACUGGGCUUAAAAUCAGACAACCCCUGGAGUUAUCCUACUCGAAGAGAUUGUAUCAACGUCUCUGUGGACAGGGAUGUGUCGUUACACGCGAUAAGCUUCUUUGGAAAGGAAAAUCACACUUACCCGGUUACCUUAGAGCUGAUAGAUAAUACAAGCAAUUUAGUUAUGACCUCAAAAACAGCAUCAUUUCCCACAGAGUUGUUGCAGUGCGAGAAAUGCAGCUACUAUGGUUUUGAGGUUUAUUUCGACAAGCAAAUUACUAUAAAGAAAAACACCUCCUAUGCUAUAAGUGCUUUGAUAUCAGGUCCACCUUCGUGCCAAGGAAUUGGUUGUGUUGGUUCAAUUCAAUGCGCAGGUGUAACAUUCACAUUUACGAACAAUGAAUCCUCAACAAACGGAACAAGCGCAAUGUGCGGUCAAUUUCCAGAAUUCUUGUUUUCUUUAAUUUGAAAUAAUAGUAAUUUAGUUAUACUUUAUGAGACUG
Molecule: messenger RNA, 3502 nt
Organism: Stylophora pistillata
Lineage: Eukaryota; Metazoa; Cnidaria; Anthozoa; Scleractinia; Pocilloporidae
Product: BTB/POZ domain-containing protein 6
Biological process (GO): neurogenesis
Cellular component (GO): cytosol
Molecular function (GO): protein binding
Source: RefSeq, a predicted model, not a curated record